AUGGCGUCCGACCCGGAGGAUCUGGACGACCUGGAGGAGGAGGCGAGCCCGCCGCAGGACGAGGGGGAGGCGGGCGCCGCCAAGGCCGAGGGCAAGGCCGAGGCCAAGGCCAAGGCCAAGCCCGACAGGAGCCUGCCGCCGCCGCAGCCCGGGCCCGGGGAGCCGCCCUCCGCCGGCUCCGUCGGCCACCCGGGGUCCUGCGGGGAGCCGUGCAAGUACUUCUGGAAGGCCCGCGGCUGCAAGGACGGGAAGAACUGCAUCAGGUGCCACAUCUGCCCGUGGAGGCGCGCAGACGGCAGGAAGCCCCCCGCAGACGGAGGCAAGGGCAGCGGGGGCAAGGGCAGCAACAACAAGCGGCCGAAGCCCGACAACCGCCGGCAGGACGGCAACGCGAGCCGCUCGCGCAGCCGCUCGGGGCGGCCCGCGGCCAGGCGGCGCUGGGAGGAACCGCCGAGGCAUCACUGGCCGCCGCCCUGGGAUCCAUACAGGCCGCCGCCGCCCUGCCCGCACGGCUACUACCCGCCGCACGCCGCUCCCUCUGGAGGUGGCUACGGUUACCCGCCGCCGCAGGCGCCGCGGGCGGGCUACGGCUACUACGGUCACCAGCCUCCGCCUGCUGCCCCGCACGCAGGGUACCAGCGGCCUCCGCACGGCGGGAGCGACCUCGGCCCCCCUCCGCCAUACGGCGCGCCCCCGGCGCCCGGCUACGGCGCGCACCCAGGCGCCCCGCCCGCCGCCGUCGCUUGCCACGGCCACGGCGGCGCGGGCUACGACGCCAGGGCUGCCACGUGCAAGGAUGGGAGGCAGCGCCCGCGACAGGAUUGUUUCUUCGUCCAUCUCGUGGGCAAUGCGAUGGACGAGGUGGGGGCCCAGAGUAUUCCCAUGCAGUAUGCUGCAGGGGCUCCACAGCGGAUGCUGGCUGCUGCGAGAUUGAUCGACCGCAGCCGAUUCGAGGGCAUCGAAGCCGGGGCCGAGCUGGCGUGGAUUAAGCUCUACUCCGGCGAGUGCGAGAUUGGCAAGCAGUGGCAGCAGGUCCUGCAUUUCGAGGUUAUCGACUCUUUUGGCUCGCCGUAUGGCCCGCCGGCGCACCACGGCGGCUCGUCGCCCGCCUACGGGGCGUCGCUCCCGGCCGGCGCGCCGCCGCCGGCCUAUGGUGGCGCGCCGCCACCGGCGCACGGGAGCGCCUACGGCGCCCCCCCCGGCGCACCGCCCGCGCACGGCGCGCCGCCCGCGCACGGGGCGCCGCCCGCCUACGGGGCGCCGCCCGCGCACGGCGCGCCGCCCGCGCACGGGGCGCCGCCCGCCUACGGGGCGCCGCCCGCGCACGGCGCGCCGCCCGCGCACGGGGCGCCGCCCGCCUACGGGGCGCCGCCCGCCUACGGGGCGCCGGCCGCCUACGGGGCCCAACCCGCCUACGGGGCCCCGGCCGCCCCGCGCCCAGGCCGGAGGCGCCUCGGCCCCUUGGCCGGCUGGCGCGCCGCCGGCGUGCACCGGAUGCUUAACGAGAAGCUCGCCGACCAAGGCCUGCCGCAGCUGGCCAUCCGCAUCGGCAUCCACACGGGCCAGGUGCUGACCGGCAACCUCGGCAGUGAGACCAAGAUGAAGUUCGGAUGCAUGGGCGACCCAGUGAACCUGGCCAGCCGCCUGGAGGGCUUGUGCAAGAUGUACGGCGUCGGCGUCAUGAUCUCCAGCACGACGUACCAGGCGCUGCCCUCCGCGUCCGGCUUCGCGUGCCGCAGGCUGGACCUGGUGCAGGUGAAGGGCAAGAAGGAGCCCACGAUGAUCUACGAGCUAAUGGGGCGCGACGUCCAGACGGGGCGCAGCAGCUCGGACGAGCUCGAGCAGUCCUUGGGCGUCGAGCCGUCCAGGAAGGCACAGGCGGCCACCUACGAACGUGCGCUGCAGGCCUACCAGCAGGCCAGGUUCCAGGAGGCGGUCAAGAUCGCGGGGGAGCUGCCGGAGUCGGACGUGGCGGGGCAGAGGCUGCUGCAGCGCGCCAGGGGCUACCUGGGCUGGAGGGGCACCGCGCUCUCGAAGGAGGAGCUGGCGAACUGGACCGGCGUGGUCGGCAUGACGGACAAGUAG
Messenger RNA from Prorocentrum cordatum, 2085 nucleotides. Lineage: Eukaryota; Dinophyceae; Prorocentrales; Prorocentraceae. The record is from the annotation of a GenBank genome assembly.